AACAAACAGAGGUCCACGAGGAAACCAAAGAGAAUUGAUAAAGCAGAGCAAGACUUUCUUCUAUUCUGGUCUUUUUGUAGAGAGAGAAAAAGGAUUUUUAGUUCGUAUGCGGCAGAAUCAAUGGCGGAGAGGAGGAGGAUGAUCGAGUGGGAAGCAAAGAGAAUCUGAAUUUUAAUGGAGAAUAAGCUGAGCUGAGGAUUGGGGAUUUUGCUGGAAAUCAAUUGAUUCCUCCUCUUUUACUUCAAAUGCUAUAAUGGGUAAACAUAAGCAACAAUCUUUACGCAGCAGAGCAGUUCAUUUUGUCUCUGAUAUCACCACCGUCCUCCUCAACCCAAUCUCCGAUAAACCUUCUGCGAGAACCUCUGCUCAUCCUCAAUCUCACGCACCUGAAGAUGGGAGCGACCUUAAAGACGACAGUGACCUAGGGUCAUCUAGUGAACAGGGUUCUGAGUUUUCGGAUGAUGGCCCUGAUACAUCUUCAUUUACUGCAUUCCUGUAUUCCCUCUUGUCAUCCUCAGAAUCUCGAGAAAACUUGGACUCAGACAAAAUAAGUGAUGAUCAGGAAGAGGCUGGCAGCCAGCCAAUGAACAAUGCCGUUAAAGAAACUGUUGUGAAGAAGAGCUUGUUUUCUAGGGGGAAACAAUCACUCGGUAAAGCUCUUCAUCAUGCUGCAAGAAUCACUGGCUACCGAAAUCAGGAGCUGAAGAGUGAUGUUGAGAUGAAAGUUAAUGAUGCUAAAUUUUCCGGCAUUGAGAUGAUGGAGAAGUCAAAUGUUAAAGAGGUUGCUUCAUCCGCUGAUAUUGCUGAUAUUUCUGAACCUUCACUGCUCCUUUCAGAAAAAACAAGAAGUGUUCUUUAUGCUUCACUUCCAGCACUAGUACAGGGGAGGAAAUGGCUUUUGCUAUACAGUACAUGGAGGCAUGGGAUAUCUCUUUCAACUCUAUAUAGGAGAAGUAUGCUUUGGUCUGGGCUUAGUUUGCUGGUUGUUGGGGACCGUAAAGGUGCUGUCUUUGGCGGCUUGGUGGAGGCACCUCUAAAACCGAGCAGCAAGAGAAAGUAUCAGGGAACAAAUAAUACUUUUGUUUUCACAAAUAUACCUGGCCAUCCUGUGAUUUAUCGCCCCACAGGUGAAAAUCACUAUUUCACUUUGUGCUCCCCCGACUUCUUAGCCAUCGGCGGUGGCAGCCAUUUUGCACUCUAUCUGGACAAUGACCUAUUGAACGGGUCGAGUUCUAUAUCGGAGACCUACGGGAACCCUUGCCUUGCCAAUGCUGAAGAAUUUGAAGUGAAGGAAGUUGAGUUGUGGGGCUUUGUAUACACCUCAAAAUAUGAAGAAAUGCUUGCUUUAAGCAGAACCGAAGCACCCGGGAUUUGUCGUUGGUGAACGACUUUCUAACAAAAGGCCAACCUCAACUUUACCGGGACGUAUCGACAUCGUGUGGAUCUCAUGACCUUCUUGACAUGAUUAUCAAGGCAGAUGAACUAAUUAACCAGGUGAGAAGAUUGAAUGAAUGUAUGUAUCUGAAUGCUUUUUCCACGCUUGUACAUAAGAAAAAAACUUCACACAUAUGCGUAUAAAAAGGUGAGUGUUGUUUUGUAAACAGCCAGUUCUGUUGAUAUUGAUUUUAACAUAGUUACAGUUUUGCUUUCCUCUUA
Molecule: messenger RNA, 1656 nt
Organism: Momordica charantia (bitter melon)
Lineage: Eukaryota; Viridiplantae; Streptophyta; Magnoliopsida; Cucurbitales; Cucurbitaceae
Product: TLD-domain containing nucleolar protein
Source: RefSeq, a predicted model, not a curated record